UCCAUCCCUCUCUCCUUCUUCAGACUCAAAAAAAUAAAAGGAAAAAACCGAAUGGCAGUUAGUACCAUUUGCCCCCCUGCAAAUAAAAUACGAAUGAACUGAAAUUCCAAAAUCGGUGCCGCCAUUAAUAACAAAACUCUGAGAAACGUACAAAGUACGAUUUAAAAAAAGUGUGAGUGUGUGUGUUUUCUGUGAUCAGAUCUGAAGAAGAAUUAGAUAGGAUCUCUCUACACUAAUUUUUGUUCAGUGUAUGGAAAAUGGAGUACAUAGACAAUUUGCCUCCAAUGGAUCUGAUGCGUUCAGAAAAUAUGACAUUUGUACAGCUCAUCAUUCCUGUUGAGUCGGCUCACCCUGCUAUUACUUACCUUGGCCAACUUGGCCUUCUUCAGUUCCGUGAUUUAAAUGAUGAUAAGAGUCCUUUUCAAAGAACAUUUGUAAACCAGGUAAAAAGAUGCGCAGAGAUGUCAAGAAAACUACGAUUUUUCAAAGAUCAGAUACAAAAAGCUGGGCUGCUGCCUUCUCCGCGUCCUGCUUCACAACCUGAUAUUGAACUGGAAGAACUGGAGAUACAACUUGCAGAGCAUGAACAUGAGUUGAUUGAAAUGAAUGCUAAUAGCGAGAAGCUAAGGCAAUCAUACAAUGAGUUGCUUGAGUUUAAGCUGGUAUUACAGAAGGCUAGUGACUUCCUUGUCUCAAGUAGAAGUCAUACAACAGCUCAGGAGACAGAAUUAGAUGAAAACGUGUACUCCAAUCAUAACUAUUCAGAUACAGCAUCAUUACUUGAGCAGGAGAUGCAACCAGAACUUUCAAAUCAAUCUGGAGUAAGAUUUAUUAGUGGCAUUAUCUGCAAGUCCAAAGUUCUACAAUUUGAAAGAAUGCUAUUUCGUGCAACAAGGGGCAAUAUGCUUUUCCACCAGGCAGUUGCUGAUGAAGAAAUCUUGGAUCCUACCUCAAAUGAAAUGGUUGAGAAAAUAGUCUUCGUAGUAUUCUUUUCGGGCGAGCAGGCGAGAACAAAAAUAUUGAAAAUAUGUGAGGCGUUUGGUGCUAAUUGCUAUCCUGUUCCUGAAGACAUGACCAAGAGGAGGCAAAUAACUCGAGAAGUUUUGUCUCAUCUAUCUGAAUUGGAAACCACUCUGGAUGUUGGAUUACGUCAUCGAGAUAAAGCUUUAACGUCUAUUGGAUUUCACCUCACAAAAUGGAUGAACAUGGUUAGAAGGGAAAAGGCUGUUUAUGAUACAUUAAAUAUGCUGAAUUUUGAUGUCACAAAGAAGUGUCUAGUUGGAGAGGGCUGGUGUCCAAUAUUUGCAAAGACUAAGAUACAAGAGGCUUUGCAACGUGCGACAAUUGAUAGCAACUCACAAGUGGGAAUUGUAUUUCAUGUGAUGGGUGCUGUAGAUUCACCUCCAACAUACUUCAGGACAAACCGUUUCACAAAUGCAUAUCAAGAAAUUGUAGAUGCGUAUGGUGUUGCUAAAUACCAGGAGGCAAAUCCUGCUGUUUACACCAUUGUUACAUUCCCUUUCCUUUUCGCGGUGAUGUUUGGAGAUUGGGGUCAUGGAAUUUGCUUGCUGUUGGGAGCAUUAGUUCUUAUUUCUAAGGAAAGCAAGCUUAGCUCUCAAAAACUGGGCAGCUUUAUGGAGAUGCUCUUUGGCGGUCGCUAUGUACUCCUCUUAAUGUCAAUAUUCUCAAUUUACUGUGGCUUGAUAUAUAAUGAAUUCUUCUCUGUUCCGUUUCACAUAUUUGGUGGCUCUGCAUACAAAUGCCGAGAUGCUUCAUGCAGUGACGCAUAUACAGUCGGUUUAAUAAAAUACAGUGAUCCUUAUCCUUUUGGUGUGGAUCCAAGCUGGAGAGGUAGCCGUUCGGAGCUUCCUUUCUUGAACUCCCUUAAGAUGAAGAUGUCUAUUUUGUUGGGUGUGGCACAGAUGAACCUCGGAAUUAUAUUAAGUUACUUCAACGCACGUUUCUUCAACAACACGCUUGAUAUUAAGUAUCAGUUUGUGCCACAAGUGAUCUUUCUCAACAGCCUUUUUGGGUACCUGUCUCUCCUCAUUGUUGUUAAAUGGUGCACUGGAUCUCAGGCAGAUCUCUACCAUGUUAUGAUUUAUAUGUUCCUAAGUCCUUUCGAGGCUCUUGGUGAAAACCAGUUGUUUUGGGGCCAGAGUGUGCUUCAGGUAGUAUUGCUGCUUUUAGCACUUGUUGCUGUUCCAUGGAUGCUUUUCCCAAAACCUUUUAUUUUGAAGAGACUUUACACCGAGAGAUUUCAAGGCGGAACUUAUGGCCUUCUUGGAACAUCUGAGGUGGAUACUUAUGAGGAACCAGACUCUGCGAGGCAACACCACCAUGAGGAGUUCAAUUUUAGUGAGGUUUUUGUGCAUCAAAUGAUACACUCUAUUGAGUUUGUUCUGGGUGCCGUCUCUAACACUGCAUCAUACCUUCGGCUGUGGGCUUUGAGUUUGGCUCAUUCUGAAUUGUCUACUGUGUUCUAUGAGAAAGUUCUCCUCCUUGCUUGGGGGUAUGAUAGCCUGAUCAUACGGCUAAUUGGGCUGGCAGUAUUCGCCUUCGCCACAACCUUUAUACUACUCAUGAUGGAGACUCUUAGCGCAUUCCUUCAUGCAUUGCGUCUUCAUUGGGUGGAAUUCCAAAACAAGUUCUAUCACGGCGAUGGUUAUAAGUUCAAGCCAUUCUCUUUUGCUGCAUUAGCAGAUGAUGAGGAUUAGUACAUAACCUUUAUUUUCCCUUAUUUUUUUCCGGGGAAUUCCACAGAAAAGAGGAGUUUCUAUAUCCAGGGAAAAGAUUUUCGAAGGACCCAAUUUUGGCUGACUAUUAUUGCGCACUUUCUGUUGAUGAAGCAGCUGGUUUUAGCAUAGAAUUGUAAAGUUGGCACACAUAAUCUUUCAGUAUAGUGGUAUGAAACUGGGCUCUGCUUAUGGCCAUAGUUAGUUGUUAAAGAAGAGAUCUGUAAAUUUUUCUUUAUAAAUCCUUUACAUAUUGUUUUUCAAACACGAAUAAGUUAAUUGUAAAGAGGGAAGUCUUUAUAUAGCAUUUAUCUUAAGGGUGUCUCAUUCUUUUGUGGAGGCAAAUUUACAGAAUCAGCAAAUACAUGCUCCUUGUAUACAUUUAGUGAGUCUCUACAGAUUGUUGUAAUAAUAGAAUUUUCUCUUUGAAUUU
Molecule: messenger RNA, 3168 nt
Organism: Nicotiana tabacum (common tobacco)
Lineage: Eukaryota; Viridiplantae; Streptophyta; Magnoliopsida; Solanales; Solanaceae
Product: V-type proton ATPase subunit a1
Biological process (GO): proton transmembrane transport; vacuolar acidification
Cellular component (GO): vacuolar proton-transporting V-type ATPase, V0 domain; vacuolar proton-transporting V-type ATPase complex
Molecular function (GO): proton-transporting ATPase activity, rotational mechanism; ATPase binding
Source: RefSeq, a predicted model, not a curated record